AUGAAGAUAACCGCCGUUGUCGGCCUCGGCCUCGUCGCCGUCGCUGCAGCGAGCAGCUACCACUCCGACUCUCACGACCAUUAUGUCCUGCAUCUCGACCCCCAGGCCAGCCCCGACGAGGUCGCAUCAAGAUUAGGCCUCGCAUAUGAUGGCCAGUUCGGCCAGCUCAAGGACCAUUAUGUGUUCAAGGGGACCAAGGCUGAGGACGACGUUGUCAGCCUGGAACUGAAGGCGAGGAGACGGCGCAAGAGGACUUUGAAUGAUCGGGAUCCCCUUGACGGCGUGCUGUUCUCCGAGAAACAAAAGUUGCGCGCUCCUUGGGAAAAGAGAAUAAUACCAAAGCCCUUGGGGCCUGUGUUGGAGGAGCGCGCAAGCGGCGACACAAGCGACCCUGUCUUGUUGGCCGCUCAGCAAUCCGUCGCCACCACACUUGGCAUUAGCGACCCAAUAUUCAGCGAGCAGUGGCAUCUAAUGAACAUUGUCCAGGCAGGCCACGACGUCAACGUCUCGGGCGUUUGGCUACAGGGAAUCACGGGCAAGAACGCCACCGUGGCAAUCGUGGAUGACGGUCUCGACAUGCACAGUAACGACUUGAAGGCCAACUUCUACGCCCAGGGUUCCUACGACUUCAACGACAAGACGGACCUACCUGAGCCCCGCCUGUCUGACGACAAGCAUGGGACUCGCUGUGGUGGAGAAGUGUCCGCAGUCAAGAAUGAUGUCUGUGGUGUCGGCGCCGCGUACGAUUCUCGCAUUGCUGGGUUGCGUAUCCUCUCCAAGAUGAUUACGGACGCUGAUGAAGCAAUUGCGAUGAACUACGACUUUGCACACAACGACAUAUAUUCCUGCUCCUGGGGCCCUCCUGACGAUGGGCGGUCCAUGGACGCCCCUGGCAUUCUGAUUCGGCGCGCUAUGCUCAACGCCGUUCAGGAAGGUCGGAAUGGGCUUGGGAACAUCUACGUCUUCGCAAGUGGCAACGGAGCGGCCAGCGACGACAACUGCAACUUCGACGGGUACACCAACAGCAUUUACAGCAUAACGGUCGGUGCCAUUGAUCGCAAGGGACAGCAUCCCUACUACUCUGAAGCCUGCUCUGCCAACCUGGUAGUGACAUACUCUAGCGGCAGCGGUGACAGCAUUCAUACAACUGACGUCGGCGAGAACUCUUGCACUGCUGCUCAUGGUGGCACAUCCGCUGCUGCACCUUUGGCCGCUGGGCUUUUCGCACUCGUGCUCGAGAUUCGCCCGGACAUAUCGUGGAGAGAUAUGCAGUAUCUCGCCAUGAACACUGCCGUUCCCAUCAACGAAGAUGACGGAAGCUGGGAGACAACUGCCAUUGGCAAGAAGUUCAGCCACACCUUCGGCUACGGCAAGAUUGAUGCCUACGGUCUCGUAGAGCUAGCCAAGACCUGGAAGAAUGUCAAGCCGCAGGCGUGGUUUUACUCUCCCUGGGUGCACGUCAAGGAAGCAAUUCCCCAAGGCGACCAAGGCUUGGCCGUCGAUAUCGAGGUGACAGCCGACAUGCUCAAGAAGGCCAAUCUGGAGCGUGUUGAGCACGUAACGGUCACGAUGAACAUCGACCACACGCGCCGAGGUGACCUGUCUGUUGACCUGGUCAGCCCCAACAAGAUUGUCAGCCAUCUCUCGGUGCCCCGCCGGUUGGAUAACGAAGCUGCGGGCUACGAAGACUGGACUUUCAUGAGUGUUGUUCACUGGGGUGAAUCUGGUCUCGGCAAAUGGACAGUCAUUGUAAAGGAUACCAAGGUAAAUGAGCAUAACGGCACUUGGACCGACUUCCACCUCAAGAUCUGGGGCGAGUCCAUCGACCCCAAGCUUGCCAAGCCACUCCCCAUGCCCACGGAGGAAGAUGACGAUGAUCACGACGUAAUUUCCACCACCACCGUUCCUCCAACGACUGUCACACCUCCCCCCGGACAAACCGCCCCAGGCGAUGUCGCUACUACCACACCUUCAGACCACCCUGACCGGCCCGUCAAUGCCAAGCCUACCGCUGCCGAGUCGGACACAAGCAAUGGCUCAGCCUCCCCUUCUGCUUCUCCUUCUGCGUCUGCGGAGGCCUCAUCCUGGCUUCCGGGAUUCCUGCCUACCUUCGGCGUGUCUCCUGCCACCCAAGCCUGGAUCUACGGCUCGCUGGCACUCAUUCUCGCCUUCUGCUGUGGCCUAGGUAUCUACCUCUGGAUGGCCCGCCGCAAGCGUAUGCGCAACUCCCCACGCGAUGACUACGAGUUCGAGCUCCUCGACGAAGAGGAGGCUGAAGGACUCGCGUCCGGUGAAAAGAGCGCCCGGGGCGCAAAGGGGCGCAAGACCCGCGGCGGCGAGCUAUACGAUGCUUUUGCGGGUGGCAGCGAUGAGGAAGAUGACGAGUUCGGUGGAGAGGGUGUGUACCGAGAUCAGGAAAAUAGCCCCAGUGAGCGCAGCAGUGACGCUGCUGGUCGGGAAAAGCGGGCCCUGCGGGACGAUGAGGAGGAGCAACAUGUGUUGGGGAGCGACAGCGAGGACGACGAAGCUGACGAGAGAGAGAGGCUGCAAGGCGGGAGGCGUCCGUGA
Diaporthe amygdali is the source of this 2568-nucleotide messenger RNA. RefSeq lists its product as uncharacterized. The coding region runs from base 1 to 2568 and encodes 855 amino acids. Gene Ontology annotation, biological process: protein processing. The record is from RefSeq and is a predicted model, not a curated record. Gene Ontology annotation, molecular function: serine-type endopeptidase activity. The transcript is spliced from 3 exons. NCBI's taxonomy places the organism in Eukaryota, Fungi, Ascomycota, Sordariomycetes, Diaporthales, Diaporthaceae. Gene Ontology annotation, cellular component: Golgi membrane; trans-Golgi network.